Mercurialis annua (annual mercury) is the source of this 522-nucleotide messenger RNA. RefSeq names its product serine acetyltransferase 5-like. The coding region runs from base 1 to 522 and encodes 173 amino acids. Gene Ontology annotation, molecular function: L-serine O-acetyltransferase activity. Lineage: Eukaryota; Viridiplantae; Streptophyta; Magnoliopsida; Malpighiales; Euphorbiaceae. Gene Ontology annotation, cellular component: cytosol. The transcript is spliced from 2 exons. The record is from RefSeq and is a predicted model, not a curated record.
AUGAAGGCUCAUCGAGUUGCUCACAAGUUGUGGACUGAAUGGCAUAGGCAGCUCACUCUUGCUUUACACUCGCGAAUAGCUGAUGUUUUUGCUGUGGAUAUACAUCCAGCUGCAAAGAUAGGGAAGGGGAUUUUGUUUGAUCAUGCAACUGGUGUUGUGAUUGGUGAAACGCCAGUGAUAGGGAAUAAUGUGUCGAUUUUGCAUCAUGUCACACUUGGCGGAACAGGAAAGGCGUGUGGCGAUCGACAUCCGAAGAUUGGAGACGGAGUAUUGACUGGAGCUGGUGCGACAAUUUUAGGCAAUGUAAAGAUUGGGGAAAGUGCAAAGAUUUUUGCUGGCUCGGUUGUGCUGAUUGAUGUCCCCGCUAGAACUACGGCAGUUGGAAACCUGGCUAAGUUGGUGGGUGGAAAGGAAACACCUGCGAAGCAUGAGGAAUGUCCCGGAGAAUCAAUGGAUCAUACUUCUUUUAUCUCAGAAUGGUCAGAUUAUAUUAUUUUAUGCGAUAUUUUAUCUUAUAUCUAA